GGUAAGUCACGAAAACAAGCAAAUAGGUGUCGGACGAUCCUGGGUUCAAGCGAGUGCAUUGGGCUUUUUGGCGUCUGACGCAUUCAGGGGUCGAUGGUCUCGCGCGGCACGCGAAGAGUGAUGUCAUAUUCUGAUUCUGUUGGUCGCGUGAACCGCCGUUCGUACCUUUUUCCCAGUUCAGUGGUGAAUUCCGCGGAAUGUACCAUUUAACGGGAAGAGCUGAGGAUCAUGCCGCACCGAACACGGGAGAGAUGUGAAAAAUCACAAGGAGAAAUGUCAGCGAUCGCGAUGCUUACAAAUUAACAAUCAGUUUGUAGAGAAAGAAGGCGUGACUAUACAUGCACACGACCACAACAAUAUUGAAGCACACAAGGCAACACACACAGCACAACGAGGGAUGACAGAGAUCAAACCCAGUUCGGAAGCACUAUUCAUGAAGCAUGGUAUAACUAGUUUGCGGGCUCACAAGUGGAGAGAAGUAAACUGAUGUUUGUAAAACGGGGAGAUAUACUUUCCCUUUCUGUGCUGGAGAUCCGCGCCUGUUCAACAACAACAACAGCGCAGCCUGCAGUCGGUGGAUGUGAGCGAUGAAAGAGACACUCGAAUGUAAACCCUGAGCAUCUUCAGGUUUAUGCAUCCCAGACGACUUCUCAGACGAUUUCAAGUUCAACGAGUUCACGAGACGAGACAUUCGCGUUGCGUUUUGGUCGCCAACAAACAGCGCGUGGACAAGUCGGAAACUCACCCGCCAUUGAAAACAUAACCCUGACAAUCUGAGGCGGUGUUAGACACAAGUGCCUCUUGCACUACUGGUCCCAACCCCAGGUGUGACUCGUCCAUACGACGUCACAAAUGCGACCAUGGGAAGUAGCAGUGAGUAGGCGGCCAUCAACAGCCCCCUUAAACCAGAGGAGGGUCGCCGGGGAGCCUUGUUUCACCCCUCUGCACCUCAGGAGAAGUCCUCCAGUGCGACGUCAGUGGGGGCAGCGCGAUAGACCCGGUGUGCACGCUUCCCUGCAUCAGGAUGAGAACUUCCACCACCCUGUCUUCUCCCAGCAUCGGCAGAUUCCUUUAGAUGAGUCCAGGCAAUAUAGUCACAACACUGCACCUCCACGCAUGCUGCAUACUGCCACACAACCACCCCAGCAGAGCUCCAUCAUGGUGGAUCUUCAUGAACAGAUGCACCAAGGAUCAGUUCCGAUCUCUUACACAGUUACCACGGUGACGACCCACGGUUUUCCCAUCCACACCGGGCAGCCUAUGCCAGCCUGCAAUGCUCAGCAGCUCCCAGCAUGCUCGGUAAUGUUCAGCGGACAGCUCUCUCUGCUGUGCUUCCUUCCUCCUCCACUUAUUCAGGCCUGCACCAUGCAGCACCUGCCCAUGUCCUACCCGCCGUUUCCACCACUAAUCUCCAGUGAGCAUUUUAUACUUCAUCCCAGUCCCCCAGUGCCACCCCACCAGCCUCCACAUCUCCCUCCUCUGAAUCAAUUUGUUCCCUUGCAACCCCAGCACCCACGUAUGCCUCUGCAGAGGGUGGAGAAUGAAGUGGAUCUUCGGGGUGACCAGCAUCCAUUAGGAACCUUCUCCUAUCCUCCAGCUCACCAUCCACCAGCAAUGACUCCCUCCCUUCCCCUCCAGUACCUCCCCCAGGAACCCCUUCACCAAGAGCUGCCCUACGGAGUGCCAUAUCCUCAUCUGUUGCCGAGGCGUUUGACUGGACAGAGGUACCGGUUACAGCAACCACUGCCUCCGCCACCUCCUCCACCACCUUACUACCCCGGCUUCUUACCCUAUUUCCUCUCAAUGCUUCCUGUGCCUCCAACCGCUGUGGGUCCUGCUAUCAGUCUGGACUUGGAUGUUGAUGAUGUGGAAAUGGAGAACUAUGAGGUAAAUCCUCAUCUAGCGUUAUUAAACCUUGCAGAGAGGCUCGGUGAAGCGAAACCUCGCGGACUUACAAAAGCUGAUAUAGAGCAACUUCCGUCCUACAGGUUCAAUUUAGAAAGCCACCAAUCUGAACAAACUCUUUGUGUCGUAUGCUUUAGCGAUUUUGAGUCAAGGCAACUACUUCGAGUUUUGCCCUGCAACCAUGAAUUUCAUGCUAAGUGUGUGGACAAGUGGUUGAAGACCAAUCGCACCUGUCCGAUCUGUCGAGCCGACGCAUCUGAAGUUCACCGCGACGUGGAAUGAGUUCAGGUUUUGUCUUUCACUGGAAAGCAGCACAAAUCCUCAAGUGUGUUUCGUAAGUGGGGACGCCUGUUCUCCAGCACCAUCACCCCGCUCCUAACCCCACCUCUACAAUAAGCAAUCUCGAAAUUUGUAUGGAAACUGUUUGACCUCUGCUGUGCAUCAUCGUGUGAAAGCUACUGCCUCCUUUAGCCACCUUGCGAGUUCUGGAAUCGUGAGCGUUUUCCGUUUAUGAAAUUGGUUUUCCUUUUCCCUGCCCAUGUUUUCGCAGAUUCCAAAGAUAACCUGUAAUGCGUUUCGUGUUGGCAUAUUUGUUUACACAGUUUAAUCUUCUCUAGUUGUUUAAUCACGAAUAAUUAAAAUUGUGUGUCGGUAGGGGUAGCGGGGUGGGCCUGAGUGAUGCUUGCUGUCGGCUUUACUGUGCAAUCGGAAAGACGGUUCGCCUCUGUCGGCGGACGGCCAUCAUAGAUGCAUGUGAUGGGCUGAGGGACUUGUUAAUAAUCUAUGUUUUGCAAUAAUGUAUUGAUCAUUUGAAUCUUAUCUUAUUCCCGGUUCUCUUUUAUCUGCGAAUGCUAUUGUGACGGUGUGACUUUGUAGUGGUUAAAACUUCAAACGCCUGAAAAAAAAACGGACUGACGGAUGAGAAUCUCAUCACGGCUGAAGAGACAUUGAGGAGCGGAGCUCUGCGAUGGGGUCACGGGGUCGCUGUGGAGUUUUCGUUUUUGCUGUUCGCUGGCAAGGGUAAUCGGACUGGCCCGUGAAACACAGGGAUGAAAACACUGCACACUGCCUUUUCCAGCCUCCGCCUGGCUGCACCGCACAACCUCCAUCUAUUCUGGAAUGGCCCUCUUGAAUCCGAUUCAUCGCUCUGCUGUCGGCUACAUCCAGGACGGGACUGUUCUUUUAGACUAGCAAUAUUAACCAGAUCCACCGCAUCCAACAUCAAGCUUUUUGGGGGUGGGGUGCGGACGCACGUCCUCUCAUUUUCACCCAGCCCGGAGAGGCCAGGAGAUCGCGUUCACCUGUCCAGACUUUGGAGAGGCUUUGCGGAAAGCAAUACGAGUGUGAACGAAACACUGACCUGAUUUAGGAGAGGACUCUGGCCUUUAUUCCUCGUUCGUGAGCCAAAUAAUCAACAUAUUUACUCUACAAGAUCUCAGCUCUGCCUUCUCAAGACCUUGACAAGCACAAACCUGUUACUAAUCUUCAAGUCUUUUGUUAGCAAAGUAUGUUGUUGUUGUUUUUUUUAGUGGUGUUAUUUAUUUGUUUUACCUUCUGAGAGAGUUUGAAGGAUUCGGUUGGAAUACUAAAGCAUCUUUAAUGCGUUUUCGUUCGCCUCCCGCUGUCAGGUCUCAGGCCGCGCUCGCAGCGUAACGUGAUGUGAAAGAAAAAAAAAACAUUGUAUGCAUAGCCUUGACGUGAAAGGUAAAAUUAUCGUCUUGUUUUUAAGACAAAAGAAUGUUGAAACCCCCUUUCCUGUGCGCCACUUGACUGUAGAAGUACCACGAAGAUCCCGGAUAGGAUUCGAAACGCGGACGACGGAGCGUUAGGGUCGUUUAAAGAAAAAUAAAAAAAAAGAAUGCACUGUAAAACGCUCAACUUACGGUUUGUGCGAUUCCAAAAACAACUUUGUUUGGGUAAACUAUGAACAAUUUGGGUAUACUUUUUCCCUUAAGAUCUUUUAAAAUCUAUCUAUAUAUAUACACAUAAAUAUAUAUAUAUAUAUUCCUGAGUUGUUUGUCCACUGAAUAGUCAUUGUAAUUAAUAGACACACUGGCUUUUCUCGGGUAAAGGGACUCUUUUAGAGAAUGUGAGUAUCUUUGCGUGCCAGGUUUAAAAAAACCAAGCCAUUGUAAUGAAUUUAAUCCACACUUUUGAUAAGUAAUCUAUGUAUACAUAUCUGUUCACUGGCAUAUAUUUUGAGUAUGAAAAAAAAUCACUCAGGGCCUCUCGGUAAUUAAAAAUAAAGGAAAACAGUCCAUUUCAAAUGGGAUUAACGCCAUGGAGGAAUAUUUGGGUAUUCCGGGUUGUUUUCCUCAGGCCGUGGGUAUUUUAAAUGUAAUCGAACUAAUGUUUUUUUUUUUUUUUUUUUAUGGUGGUGAAUAUUAUUCCAUUAUGAGACUGGCAUGCAACGAAAAAAGAAACAAUAAUGUGACAUGUUGUAUUGAGUGAAAGCAGGCUUUUCGUUACUGCAACCGAUCAUUAGCGUAUGUUACUCGGACCUGUUUUACAGCUGUGUUGUCGUACUUGAACCGCACAUAAAGGUUGUAAUCCCAUUUUAAAACGUGCCCCGGUGCACACUUGUCCUACCUAGACCACUUCCAAUACUAUUCUUACAGUGUUUGCAUGAUUUAAAAAAACACACACACAAAAAAAAGAAACUGUAUUUUCAGUGAAAGAUAUCGGGGUGGGCAAGUAUUUUAAUUGUGCACAAUAUGCAUGCAUGUCUAACCAGGUCCCAACUGGUGUUUAGGUAGAUCUAGUUGGCUUUGGGUUCUGGGUAUAGGGACUUUUGCUCAGCUGAUAACUGCCAUGCACUGUACUGCACACAUUUGUAACAGAAUCGAAUGACUACAAGAUUUUAUUGUGCUUGUACUUGCAAAAGAGUUAUAAAAUAUAUAUAUACAGUAUAAGUAUAAGGAAUAAUCUAGGACAUUAGAUGAAAAGAAAGCGAUCCUCACCACAGUCGUGCUUGCCUCAGUGAUUGACACACUUGCCUGGGAUCUAGUUAACAGAAAGCCAUAUAGUUAAAAGGUGCUAGAUAAUCUAUAUUUAGGUGUAAUGCUACAUUCACAUAAGAGAAUGCAAUAGUUUGUUAUGGGUGUCUAUUCAUGCAGCAUGCAGUGCUACUAGUACACUUAACAAAGUGGUCAGCAACAGUUAACUAUCAACAAGGGUUUCACUUAAAAAAAAAAAAACUUAUUUAGCUGUAUGUGCUGGUAGACGGUGACCGUUUCGAAAUGUGUGGAGAUGUUAUUUUACUGCCCGAGUACAUCUGCCUUAAAAGUAUUGGGGGGAACUCACUCAUUUACCAAAAUAUACCCGUCGUACGGUUUUAAUCUACCUUCUUUAGCAUCUGUAAAAAAAAGAAAUAAGUUGUUAAUACACGCGCAAGCACUUUUGCUUGGGGUAACUGGCUGUGGGCUAUUUCUACUAUAUCCUUAUUUCUAAAGGAAUUUUUCACAAUAAUAAUCAAGAUUCCUUGAAAACCCUCAGUGUUACCUGUACUGAAUUACUAAAAAAAACAAAACAAAAAAGAAAGGAUAAUAAAUAGAAUCUUGUAGUCUUUCUGUGAUUCAACUAAUAAAUAAUCUCACAGCUUGUGUGGUGGAAAAUUGUGUUCCAAUAAGCAGCUAAAUACUUUAGGGUUUGUGAUUUGUUGAUUGCUCCAUAGACGCCACUGAUUGUUUACCAAUGAUUAUUUGCUGUGGUGGGAUAGUGGAUUGUUUACUGUUAUCUUCUCCUCCUGGCCUCUAGGGGUCAGUCAUUGCCUGAAUUCCAGACUACCCAGCCGACAACUACAGGGCCAGGGGCAUGUGUUCUGUGUUAGGAAGAUAUUUUGCUUUGGUACUUGCACAUUUACAGUUACCUCAUUUUUGCCAUGUUUGUAUUUGGAAGAAAAAAAGAAACAAUAAAAAAGAAAUGAAUAAAAAUGCUAAUAUAUAUAUAUUAUAUAUAGGAAAUGGUUCUUAAUGCUAUAAUUUUUUUCAUUCCAUUGGAAUCAUUGUUUGUAGCAUUUAACAUAUAACUAGUUAUAGUGUAUUAUAAAUACAUCUGUAUACUGAUUGAAAUUUUUAAGAUUUGUACUUUUUUUAAAUGAAAGUUGCUAGUUCUGCUUUACCGAGUAGUGCAAUCAUAUUUUUUUUAAUUGUGGCUGAUUGGAGAGGGUUGUUCACUAAUAAAUGUGUGAUGUAUACUCAUACUA
Messenger RNA from Paramisgurnus dabryanus, 6109 nucleotides. It is a transcript of the gene rnf44, whose product is annotated as ring finger protein 44. Gene Ontology annotation, molecular function: ubiquitin protein ligase activity. Lineage: Eukaryota; Metazoa; Chordata; Actinopteri; Cypriniformes; Cobitidae. The record is from RefSeq and is a predicted model, not a curated record. Gene Ontology annotation, biological process: protein ubiquitination.